AUGAGCGCCUCUCGACAGAACCAAGGCCCUGCGAACUUGGACGAGGACAUCGAGAUGUCCAACGAAGCGAACCCCGCUCACCCCAUCCACGGCCAUACGGCGGACGCCCGUUCUCAAGCGCCUCAGCCUCCCUCAGCUCAAUUCUUUUACACGCCACCGGCCUACGCUCCUCCUCCGCCCGGCGUCGCGCCCGGCAUCGCGCCCGGCAUCGCGUCUGGUCAUCCGCCGAGCGUCGCGCCCGGCGUCGCGCCUGCCCCGCCCGGUGUCGCGCCACAGCUUGUUCAAGGCUUCGCCUCUGGGCACCCACACGGAGUCUCGCACGGCCACUCUCACAGCUUCGGGCAGGGUUUCGCGCCCGAUGUCGCGUCCGGCUUCGCGCCCGGCCCAUCCUCCUUCGCGUCUGCUCCCGGCUUCUCGUCUCCUCCCGGCUUCUCGUCUCCUCCCGGCUUCUCGUCUCUUCCCGGCUUCUCGUCUCUUCCCGGCUUCGCACCUCAUCCCGGCGUCGCGCCUCCGGGCAACGCCACCGCCAGCGGAUCCCACCAGCCGCCUCCGCAGCCGUCUGGCCCUACGGCGACCCAGGGUCGCCUCCGCACCUUCGAGGAGAUAAUAGAGGAGAUGCAGUCGACGGGCCGCACUCGUGUCCUACCGUGGCAUUCGCUCGACCUCUUGAGGAUGGUCCAGGACCGCCUCACGGAAAUAAGCGAGGCCAACUCGCUUCGCGACGCCGCUCGUACUGCUGAGAGCCAGACACAAGAAACCUUCGCCACUGCUAUGACCGAGGCGAUCAACGAGGUGAAGAAGUUGCUCCGCCAGGUCCAGGACAGCCUGACCUCCGGCUUCGCCGCAAUGCGCGGAGAAGUGCUCGCCACCUCGUUCGAGUACACGAACGGCGAGUAUAUGUCUCUUCAAUAUGCGAUGAUCGGGCAUGUCCGCCCUGGCGUGUCCACCCAGCCAGCUCAACAUGUAGCCCCGUCAACGGCGGCACCGCGCGAGGACACCGUCCAACACGGAGGAAACGGCGGCGGCCAGGAACCCGCUGCGGGCGCAGGCGCAGAGGAGGAAGACGCACCAAACCCAAGCGACCCUAAGGGUAAGGGCAAGGCCCGUUAG
Molecule: messenger RNA, 1110 nt
Organism: Peniophora sp. CBMAI 1063
Lineage: Eukaryota; Fungi; Basidiomycota; Agaricomycetes; Russulales; Peniophoraceae
Source: the annotation of a GenBank genome assembly